GUCUGUAUAUAAAUUGGACCUCCCUCGUAGCCACGUAGCCACGUAGCCAUGUCCACAACGACUGGUCUUGCCGGAGACGCUUUUGAGGCCUUCAAAAGUGGGAACCACCAGCAGUGUGGUAAAUGCCUGGAGCAGAUCUUAGGUCAGAAGACAGGUGGAGCAGAUGUCAAGGCGGCUCACAAUGCAGCCGUCAAUGCAUACUACAAUUCUAGCUGUUCGGAUCCGCAGGAUCUUCUCAGCAAACUCUCCACCCAGUACGACCGAGCUCGAGAGCAAGACAAGAAGGACAAGGGAAAGCGAAAAAAGGAGGAAGACGAGGAGGAUGCCAUGCGUGACGAUGAUGAUUUGUAUGUGCUGAGGUACAAUCAGGCACUCCUGUGUGUCCAGCUGCGGCAUUAUGCCCAAGCGAGGCACAUUCUCGAAGAGCUUUUCGAUAACAUCGAGCCAAUUGAUGACUUCCUGGCCAUCAAGAUUUGCUUUCUCCUCCUGGAGCUGUGUUUGCUGCAGCGGGAGCCGGAGCAAGGGGUGCCAGUGUUGCAGGUUCUUGAGAAACCCAACGCCUUCCAUAGCCUUCUGAAGCCUGAACGCCCUAGUGCUAAAAGCCUGGAGGCGCCUCAAAUGGAUGAGGAGGAGGAAGGAGAAGAUGGCCACUUGCGAGACGAGGAUGGGGAACCAAAGGAAGACCUAGAAGCCACAGUAGCUGAACAUGUUGACAUACCCAAGCCUGAAAAGCAGGAGAUUCACGGACCUUUGCCCAGCCUUGUGUUCGGAGCUUUCUUGACGAGACACGGACGAGCUCCCGACACCAUCUCGCCUGCAGAAUUCAAAUUCAACUGCUUUGUGUACCGGCUUCGGAUCCACAUUGCAUUGAGGAGCAUGAGUGCCGCCAAAAAGGAUGCCAAGAAAGCCAUGGAGCUCUGGGAGCAGCUGCAAGGCGUGCCCAUCCUUUGGCCUCAUAAACUCAACGAGGCAGAAGACAUGCAGGAGGACCCUGUGAGGCAAGUGUUUACCUCCCAUGAGAAAGCCAAAGUGCACAUGCUCAAAGCGUACUUGGAAUAUGCCAAGGGCAAUUUCCGCAAAGCGCUCAAGCUAAUGUCACUUUGCCGCUUCAACUUUGCAGCGGCUGGCAAACCUAUGGAAAUCGGGCGGGCUGCUCACAAAGAUGAUGACGUUGAGGAUCACAUACCUACAGACUUUCAUCCAGCUCAAGAUGAUGCUUGCUCCCCUUUGUUCUUCAACAACAUGGGUUGUGUGCACUUCAUGAUGCACAAGCCAAAUUUAGCAGCAUACUACUUCAGCAAAGCCCUUGCAAAGUCAAUAGCUCCCGCACAGUCAAAAGGAGCUGCUGGUGAUCCUGGCAGAGAUGUGCUUCUGUCUGCCCGAACUGGGUUGGACGAGCCAGGCUUCGCGGCUACAAAGCAUUGGCUCGACAAACGAUCUGAAAUCACAUUCAACGUGGGGCUUCAGUUCUUGUUGACCGGUCGAUCUGCCCAGGCCUCCAAGUGCUUCGAGCAAUGUGUACCAGUUUUUAGGAAUUGGCCCAGAUUGUGGAUUCGAAUUGCCGAAUGCUGCAUUGAAUUGCGACAGUCCAACAAAGCUGGGGACAAGAGCAAAGAAGCACAACCUACCGGACCUGCCUCUCAGACCUUCCAGUCAUGGAAUAGAUCAAAGACUGCGCCAGGCUUGGUGCCAUCAGGAAGUUCUCUUUGUGAUUCCCUUGGCCCAACCGCACUUGGAUCAGGGAUUUCAAAGUUGGCAUGUGGAGCACAGGGCUUUGGCAUUCUCAGACGCGUGCUUAUGAUGGUCGACAAGAUGAGCAUGGUUGGGAAAAUGGGGGGAGAGGAUGUAGAGCGUACUGGGCCUGCAGGGGCUGCACCAGCACCUCCUGGUCGAAGUGAUGAUGUGGUGACCGACCCCUUGAUAGCUGCAGCAAUGUGCCUGAAGAAUGUGCUCAUCCUGGUUGAGCCCACCCUUCGUGCUGCUGACGCAGACGGAAGCUCUCGGCAAGCCUCAGGUAAUUCAAAGCCAGGGCCGAACGACACUGCAGAGAUUGAAGCAAACUUGCUGGAGGAUGCAGCACUGCUCAAGCUCUCAUGGAUUUCUUUGUGUCAGCGUGAUCAUGUGCCAGCCCUGCGAUAUAGCAAGCGGCUUCUAGAAAAGAACAACCUGCUUAUUCCAUCGAGUGGGGACAACACAUCUCGGAUGACUCCCGAAGCUGGACUUGAAGAUCUGAAGAAGAGUUGGACGUUUCAGGUUCAGAACCUGCCGUAUUCCAAAGACAAACAGACUGUGCAGUCCAAAUUUCCUUCCUCCAUGGGCAGCAUCGCCAGCGCGGUGUCGUAUGCAGCCGAAGCUUUGUUGAUGGGGGGACGAGCUGUGGAGGCACGACAGCUGAUGUCAACCUUUGGUGAGAAGUCCCUUGGCAAAGGUCUUCACCUCCAGGCCCAGCAUGUCCAGGAUCAAGAGAAGAGCGCACCGCAUUCGGUGCCCGUCCUGGAGAGAAUGGAUAAGAAGGAAGAGGGGCUCUUUGAAGGCUGCCCUGCACAGGCCUGUGGUGGUGGACUGCCACCGACCGCCUCCAUGGGCGGACUAACUCCACCUGGCUACUCGAUUUGCUGUGCUGCAGCAACGCACCAGCCUCAUCAGGGAAGGGACCGCGAUGCAAAGGGAGAGACAGAGAGAGAUAAGGGCAAGGAUGGGGCCUUUGCAGUCUUGGUGAAUUAUGAAAACGCAUCUUUCCCUCCACUGGGAGAUAUGCAGUGCACGAUGUUCACAAACCUCGCGGGCGUGUAUGCCCAGGAUGGUGCCUUCGAGGAAGCACAGAGGGCUUGCGAAAAGGCAUUGCAAAUCCAGCCGAAGGCACUUUUGCCACUGCGGACGCUGGCCUACUUGUAUGUGAGGAAAGGAAUGCCAGGCGAGGCUAUGAAGCGCCUGAAAGAAGGGCAGCCUAGGAAGUAGAGGUGCAUAGUUCGAGGCAAAAGUCCCGAGAGAUGGCACCAUGCAAUGGGUGAA
Molecule: messenger RNA, 3012 nt
Organism: Durusdinium trenchii
Lineage: Eukaryota; Dinophyceae; Suessiales; Symbiodiniaceae
Source: the annotation of a GenBank genome assembly